This is a messenger RNA of Topomyia yanbarensis, 1111 nucleotides long. Its product is annotated as epoxide hydrolase 1-like. Gene Ontology annotation, molecular function: hydrolase activity. The record is from RefSeq and is a predicted model, not a curated record. Lineage: Eukaryota; Metazoa; Arthropoda; Insecta; Diptera; Culicidae. The transcript has 6 exons. Bases 61 to 1077 code for a protein of 338 amino acids.
UUUCGUUCGAGCGCGGUUCACUUCAAUUGGGCGUAGUCGACGUCGUCGUUAUCACAAACCAUGGCCUGCUGGGCUGCUACAAUGCAGAUUGUUAUCGCCAAGCUACUGUGCGUGUAUUAUUCUGCGCAAGUGCUGCUUAUGAUAGUGGUGCAAUUUUUCACCAAACCACACUCCAAGUUCUGGGUUGUCAAAAAGCGUCCUUAUCCGCCGCAGUGUCUACAGAAGCAUGACUAUGGGGUUAGCAAGUACGCCACCGUCAAUGGCGUCAAAUUACAUUAUGUUGAAAAUGGAGAUCCAAGCAAGCCGUUGAUGCUGUUUGUCCAUGGUUUUCCGGAGUUUUGGUUCUCCUGGCGUCAUCAGAUGAAAGAGUUUUCGAAAGACUAUUGGGUUGUUGCAGUUGAUAUGCGAGGCUAUGGCGACUCUGAUAAACCGAAAGGACUGGAGCCAUACCGUGUUGCCAACAUGGUUCAAGAUCUCAAAGAACUUGUGGAUGCGUUGGGUCGCAAGAAGAUUAUCCUCGUGGCACACGAUUGGGGUGCAAUAAUAGCCUGGGACUUCGUGGCCCAGCACAUGGACAUGGUUGAUAGGUACAUCAUGAUGGACGCACCGUCAAGGCAGGUCCACCGCAAACUAAUGAUGACAACCAAAACACAGUUCAAAAUGUCCUGGUACAUGUUCUUCUUCCAGAUGCCACAAUUACCGGAAUUCUUCAUACGAAUGAGUGAUUUACGGAUGUUUGACGCAAUGUUUAGAAAAUAUGUCAGUCCUGAGGAAAUUGAAGCAUACAAGUACACCUUUGCCAAGAAAGGCGCUCUCACCGAGCCGCUCAACUACUAUCGGGCAAACAUGAGAUCGGCAGUGAAAAUACACAGCCCACCGGCUGAUAUUCCACACGUGCCAGGACUUUAUCUGCUUGGUGAAAAGGACAUAUAUAUUUCGAAAGAAUCCGGUCCGCUAAUGGAGAAACAAUUCAACAAUCUAGAGUUUAAGAUCGUACCCGGAGUGGAUCAUUUCCUGCAGCAGCAUAACCCGGAGCUGGUGAAUAGUCUGAUACGGGAGUUUUUGGAAAGGAAAUAAAGCAAGUUUUGUUACGUUGUACGCGUUCAUAGAA